Mesitornis unicolor (brown roatelo) is the source of this 1284-nucleotide messenger RNA. It is a transcript of the gene METTL16, whose product is annotated as methyltransferase like 16. Gene Ontology annotation, molecular function: 23S rRNA (adenine(1618)-N(6))-methyltransferase activity. The record is from RefSeq and is a predicted model, not a curated record. Gene Ontology annotation, biological process: rRNA base methylation. The transcript has 7 exons. The coding region runs from base 1 to 1284 and encodes 427 amino acids. Gene Ontology annotation, cellular component: nucleus. Lineage: Eukaryota; Metazoa; Chordata; Aves; Mesitornithiformes; Mesitornithidae.
AUGAGCCAGCAAUGUGCCCUUGUGGCCAAGAAGACCAAUGGCAUCCCAGGGUUCAUUAAGAAGACUGUGACCAUGGUUAAGGUACCACAGAAGACUCUUCUAAUGGAUGCACUGAAAGAAGAAUCUGAGAUCAUUUAUGAUUUCUGCAUGUGCAACCCCCCCUUUUUUGCCAACCAGUUAGAAGCAAAGGGAGUAAAUUCUCGAAAUCCACGGCGUCCCCCUCCCAGUUCUGUAAAUACAGGAGGUAUCACAGAAAUCAUGGCUGAGGGGGGAGAGCUAGAAUUUGUCAAAAGAAUUAUUCAUGAUAGUCUACAACUUAAAAAGAGGUUACGAUGGUACAGUUGCAUGUUGGGAAAGAAAUGCAGUUUAGCACCAUUGAAAGAAGAACUUCGAAUCCAGGGGGUUCCUAAAGUCACUCAUACUGAAUUCUGUCAAGGACGCACCAUGAGAUGGGCACUGGCAUGGAGUUUCUAUGAUGAUGUACAAGUACCUUCACCUCCGUCUAAAAGAAGAAAAUUAGAAAAACCCCGAAAACCAAUUACAUUUAUGGUCUUGGCUUCUACAGUCAAAGAGUUAUCCAACAAAGCUGCAGCUAUGGGCUGGGAUGCAGUAGAAGCUAUUGCUGUGGUUAGAGCCUGGGUAGAGAAGAUUCUUACUGAUCUGAAGGUUCAGCAUAAACGUGUUCCCUGUGGAAAAGAUGAAGUUAGCCUGUUUGUGACUGCCAUUGAAAACUCCUGGAUUCAUUUGAGGAGAAAGAAACGAGAGAGAGUAAGGCAAUUACGAGAACUUCCUCGAGCUUCUGAAGAUACUCUACAAGCAACGGAAGAGGAAAAAACCAGCCAGAAGAGUGCAAGCAACAAUUCAGACUGUGAAAACCCCAAGACUGAAGACUCUGAAACAGGUCUUAGGGUACCUGAUGAGGAUGUCCACUUGAGCGCAGGUGACAAGCUCAUGGAAGAAUCUGCUGCCAAGGAAGAACGCAGUGAGCACAUGGAGGAGGAGGAGACAGAGGCAAAGCAAGCAGAAACAUCACUUGGCAAAGGUUCCAGUAAUGCAGAGGAGGAACCUUGCGCUUCAGAGGAAGCUAGCAACCUGACAGUUGAAAAAGAACAGAGUCCCAGCGAAACUAAUAGAUGUUUUCUCUUUAAGUGUUUAAUCAAUGUGAAGAAAGAAGGAAACGAUGUAUUAGUAGAAAUGCACUGGGUUGAAGGACAGAACAGAGACUUGAUGAACCAGCUGUGCACAUAUGUAAGGAACCAAAUUCUUCGGCUGGUUGCUAGUUAG